Mobula hypostoma (lesser devil ray) is the source of this 1277-nucleotide messenger RNA. RefSeq names its product transmembrane protein 196. NCBI's taxonomy places the organism in Eukaryota, Metazoa, Chordata, Chondrichthyes, Myliobatiformes, Myliobatidae. The record is from RefSeq and is a predicted model, not a curated record. Bases 144 to 677 code for a protein of 177 amino acids. The transcript has 4 exons.
UCUCCAUCAGUUGAAGAAACCGAUGGAAGCUUUUUAAAGGGGAAACAUUUAUUUAUUUAUUUAUUUAUUCAUUGGUAUAUUCAGUUGUGUGGCAGGCGUGUUGGUUGUUUUCCUUCUCUCGAGAGAAUGCUGGUGGGAGCACCAUGUGCACCAGGGGUCAGAUCAUUGCCAGUCUCUUCGUGCUCUCCGCUAUGGAAAUAGGCUUCGGGGUUACGAGCGUGGCUUUGGGCGCGGUCACCAUCGGGAGGAGCCGAGCUCGCCGACCCCAGCUCGGGGACUCUUCACCGGUAUGGAGCGGUGUUUGUUUUUUAAUCUGUGGAAUAUGUGGAAUUGUCUGCGCCAAAAAGAAAUCUGGUCGGAUAAUGAUAUUAUUUUCUGCCUGUUGUAUCUGUGGACUGAUCGGAGGAAUAUUAAAUUUUCAGUUUCUGCGAGCAGUAGCAAAAAGGACAUUUACUUACCCCAUUUAUCUUGCUUCCAUGUCAAUGGCAUGUCUGGGCAUUGUGGGGUGUACACUGUCUGCCUGGCUCACUUGUCGGCUGGCCAGCAACGAGCAACAGAGAAUGUUCCUAGAAAGAGAUCACUCACUGCACCACUCUCAUGAAAUGACAGAAAAAGACAUCCCAGAUAAUCUAAGCAACGGAAUGCCACAAAUUGCACAGAAUGGGAGACCCAUUUGAUUCAACGAAUAUUGCACAGUAAAAUAUUUUACUGCAAUUUAACUGCAUGAGGAAUGUGAUAUGUUUGCAUAUCCUGUAUUUAUUAAUAGCAAAAUCUGGAAUUCAGGUUUUGCCAAGACCAACUGAUGAACAAUUGCCAGUACUCAUUCCAAUCAAAUGGCACUCUAUCCACAGGAGCCUAGGAAGGAAAAUUAAGUACUGUGCUUUCAGGAAAAAUAUUUAGAAGAGCCAAAAAGAACUAGGUUUGCCUCAGUUAAUAAAUUUCUUGAGAAAAAUCGAGACUAAAGCUUUAAGAAAUGUUACUGAACAAAUGUUCUAAGAUGCAUGCAAGAAUGAAUUAUCCUUAGCUUUCAAGAAAGCACUUGAAUAGCGAGAAUAUUGAUUGUCAGAAGUAAUUUCUAUGGAAUGAUAUUAAUAUGAAAAUAAAACAAUCUCCAAAUUACUUAAUUUAUGCUGAAUGCACUAAAAUAUGUAUGAAAUGCAAGUAGAUGUACAAUAUAUCUAUUUGAUGUUUAAUUAUAUAUUUACAAUUAUGAAACUAUUUUUCUAAUGAUGUAAUAAUAUAAUCAUGAUAAAUAAGAUGGUAAAUAAACUGUUCUA